Musa acuminata subsp. malaccensis (wild Malaysian banana) is the source of this 2611-nucleotide messenger RNA. RefSeq names its product wall-associated receptor kinase-like 14. The record is from RefSeq and is a predicted model, not a curated record. Gene Ontology annotation, molecular function: protein kinase activity; ATP binding. Gene Ontology annotation, biological process: protein phosphorylation. NCBI's taxonomy places the organism in Eukaryota, Viridiplantae, Streptophyta, Magnoliopsida, Zingiberales, Musaceae.
UAUGAGGCGCCAAAACUGUGCUCUUCGCCAUUGAUGAAUCGUGGAAUUAACGGUGUCCGAGUCAACUGUUCGUUUCUUCUACGUCAGAGGUGGCAUUGAGAGCCUGGAGAAAAGAAGCAAGUGGUUAGAGAAUAGAAAGCAGAGGUUCCCAUCACGUCCCCCACGCGCACACGCAAAGAGAAAAUGCCAAUUCCAGACAUCACCAUACUCGCCAGGCCGCAGUGACCGAGGCCCUCGAAGACUAAAGACCAAUUCGUAGAUCCCAUUACGAGUCUGUCCCUGGAAACUCUGCAAAGCUUACUGAUCAUUUGAUGCAGAGUCUUCCCUUCUCCUGCGGCGAAGACCUCGCAAUUGCCAUGACCAGGAGCUUUUGCUGGCUCGAUAAAGAUUGAGAGAGUUUGGUACCGAGCAUGCGGUGUAUGAGGAUCGGAGCGUAGCUGAAACGAGGAGGCGAAAGAGAUGAUGGUACGACUCCUCCGCUUCUUCUUCUUCUUUUUCUUCUUUCUCGCGGAUAUCGUGGUUGUCGUCCUCCCGGCGGUCUCCGCACCAGCCACCUCGCACUGUGAGGGCACCUGCGGCUCCCACACGGUCCCGUACCCCUUCGGCUUCUCUCGUGGAUGCCAGAUCCCUCUCAAUUGUUCCAGUGCUCUGAAUUCCUCGAUCCAAAUUGGAGAAUUCACGGUGCGGAACAUCACAAGCGACAGCCUCUUGAUCGACGUGCCUCCGGUGUGCGAACGCUCCAUCUACUCCGCGAGGAGCUUGUCCGGUCUCAACUACGCUUUGACCAGUAGGAGCCGCCUGUUCCUCGGCAACUGCACGGCCAACAAGAGCAAGAGCGUCUCAGGCGGCUGCACCAUCAACGCCACCCUGUUCGACGGGAGAUGCGGCCCGGGAUUCGACAACGCCACCUGCUUCUACAAUCAGACCAGGGAAUACUAUUUCGGCCUCUCCAGCAUCGUCGACUCCGGCUGCAGUUUCCUUGUCACGUCCGUCGGCUAUGUCAGUGGCGCGUCGGUGCAGUUGCUGGAGCUCUGGACGGCGGAGCUGGCAUGGUGGCUGGAAGGACAGUGCCAGUGCUCGGCUAACGCGAAUUGCACGAGAAUUACAUCUCCGAUGACCGAUCGGCCCGGCUUCCGGUGCAGCUGCCAUGAGGGAUUCCAAGGGGACGGUUUCGCCCACGGCUCCGGUUGUCGCAAAGUUUCGGCUUCCAAAUGCAAUCCUACAAGGUACAUGUCUGGAGCAUGUGGUGGAUCUAGAAGCAAACUUGCUUUUCUUGUUGGAGGCAUCAUCGCUGGUGCUUCUGCAAUGGCUGCGUUGGCCUUCGUUUGCUGCUUCAUCAAACGCUAUUCCUCGCGGAUGAGGAAACGGAGCAGCAUGAGACGCCUGCUGUCCGAAGCCUCGUGCACGGUUCCCCUCUACUCGUACAAAGACAUCGAGAAGGCCACCGAUGGGUUCUCGGAGAACCACAUACUCGGCACGGGCUCUUACGGCACCGUUUACGCCGGCAAGUUCAGCAACGACAAGCAAGUCGCCGUGAAGAAGAUCAAGAACCGAGACGACGACAGCAUCGACCAGGUGAUGAACGAGAUCAGGCUCGUCUCCUCCGUGAGCCACCCCAACCUUGUCCGUCUCCUGGGGUGCUGCGUGGAGCGGGGAGAGCAAAUCCUGGUUUACGAGUACAUGCCCCACGGCACGUUGGCUCAGCACCUGCAAGGGGAACGGGGGCCGGCGCUGCCUUGGACCGUUCGCCUCACCAUCGCCACCGAGACCGCUAAGGCCAUCGCCUACCUCCACUCGGCCGUUCACCCCCCCAUCUACCACCGCGAUAUCAAGUCCAGCAACAUCCUGCUCGACGACAACUACAACUCCAAGGUCGCAGACUUCGGUCUCUCCCGGAUGGGCAUGACCGAGACGUCGCACAUAUCGACGGCGCCGCAGGGGACUCCGGGUUACCUGGACCCUCAGUACCACCAGAACUUCCACCUCUCCGACAAGAGCGACGUGUAUAGCUUCGGCGUGGUGCUAUUGGAGAUCAUCACCGCACUCAAGGUCGUGGACUUCAGCCGGGUGCAGAGCGAGGUGAACUUGGCUGUGCUGGCGAUCGACAAGAUCGGCAGAGGGUGCAUCGAUGAGAUAAUAGACCCGUACCUGGAGGCAAACAGAGAUGCCUGGACACUGGCUUCCAUUCACAGGGUGGCCGAACUGGCCUUCCGGUGCCUCGCCUUUCACAGGGACAUGAGGCCCUCCAUGACGGAAGUGGCAGACGAGCUGGAACAGAUCAAGUUUACCGGGUGGGCGCCGGCGGACGACGGUACCUUGUCGACGGCGUCAUCAUUCUGCUCGUCCACUUCGAGCUGUGCGGGGAAGUUGCGCACGGCAUCGAAGAGUAGGAGGUUGGCCUUGGUUAGCAGCAUGAUACAGGAAGUGAAUGCAGAAUCUCCCGUUUCUGUGCAGGAUCCAUGGCUCAGUGAGCAGAGCUCUCCCUCCGCGAACAGCUUGUUGGGCAACGUAAUCCAUUGAUCUGACCUACUGUUCCUUCUUCCUGUAUUUGCUUUCAGGCUGACUAUAAUAGAAUCAUAUACAAAGAGUUCUGCAGACAAUUUCUGCCCCU